UGCUUUGGAUGCAAGAUUCCGAAUCGCUGUGCUGGAUCUUUUUGGAUCUUUUUGGAGAGGUUGAUCUGAUGUGGUAACUUUAAAAGUGCUCUAACAAAAGUAUCUCCGCGGGCCGAAGAAUCCUUUUUUGUGGGCGCUUAUCGCUGUUUGCUGAAGGAGAAUAUAUAAGGUCCAUAUUCUUCCCUUCUCUUUGAGUGUAGCAAUCUUUCGACGCAAUUGAGCUCAAAUUAUUCUCCUUGACUCGAUACACUCUUUCUGCUUGGAUUUCUUUCGAUUCCACUUGAUUCUAAUCAAUUCUAUUCGACUUCUUUCACAUCAUGACUGCCGACCAAUCUGACGAUCCAAAGAUCUUAUCCACCACCAAUCACCAAUUUCCCAACAAGCCUGAGAAAACCCUUUGUGUUUUCUGUGGUUCCAGAGAUGGCUCGUCUCCUUUGUUUAUGGAGGAAACCGAGAAUCUAGCAAUCAAAUUGGCUAGUCUAAACUAUGGAGUCAUCUACGGUGGAGGCGAUUUGGGUCUUAUGGGUCAAGUUGCUAGAACUGUCAUCAACCACAAAGGGUACGUCCAUGGGGUGAUUCCUCAUCCAUUGUUCGAAAGAGAAAGACACAGCUCCACCCUUAGUGGCCAAUACGGGAAAACCACUGUUGUUCAGGACAUGCACACGAGAAAGAGACUCAUGGGCAAGGAAGCUGACGGUUUCAUUGCUUUGCCUGGUGGUUAUGGUACUCUUGAAGAGUUGAUGGAAAUCGUUACCUGGUCUCAAUUGGGAAUCCACUCAAAGCCUAUUAUUGUUUUUAAUAUCGAUGGUUUUUAUGAUGGACUUAAAGUCUUUUUAAAAUCUUGUGUAGGUACAGGUUUUGUUGGUCUUGGUCAAAGUCAAAUUUUAGUUUUCGCUAAUACUGUUGACGAGGUUAUCGAAAAAUUCCAAAAUUAUAAAGCUCCAGAUGGAAGAUUGGAUCUUAAUUGGGAUAUUCAAUAAUUGAAAUAAUUACAAUCACUAUAACCAUAAUAUAUAUAUUAUCUGAAUAUCUGUAUUAUCAAUCAAUUGAUUAUCAACCUAGCUAAUUUAUCUGUCUUAUUUUCUUAUUCUCCUAUUCAUUACUUUUUUCUAUAAUUUCAAUUUCCAUAUUACCACAUUGUCAUGUUUCAUUUCCUAUUUUAUUCUUAUUCCAUUUUCCU
Molecule: messenger RNA, 1180 nt
Organism: Ascoidea rubescens DSM 1968
Lineage: Eukaryota; Fungi; Ascomycota; Saccharomycetes; Ascoideales; Ascoideaceae
Gene: LOG1
Product: Log1p
Exons: 1
Coding region: 318-980 (220 amino acids)
Biological process (GO): cytokinin biosynthetic process
Cellular component (GO): cytosol
Molecular function (GO): hydrolase activity, hydrolyzing N-glycosyl compounds
Source: RefSeq, a predicted model, not a curated record